UGUGUAUAUUUCCUCAUGAAGUUAUUUUUUCACAUUCAUCUCACACUUCUAACUGGAAACCAUUUUUUUUUUUUACAGAUCUACCAACACCUGCGAUACUACAGCAACCCAGCGGAACAGCGAUGGAUUGUGCGGAUAUUGCUGUUCGUUCCCAUCUACGCCUUCGACUCCUGGAUUUCCCUCCUCUUUUUCAACAAGGACAACUACUACAUCUAUUUUGACACAAUCAGGGACUGCUAUGAAGCAUUUGUGAUCUACAACUUCUUGAGUCUGUGCUACGAGUACCUUGGAGGAGAAGGCAACAUUAUGAGUGAGAUCAGAGGGAAGCCUAUUAGAUCGUCAUGCAUGUAUGGCACAUGCUGCUUGGCAGGGAAGACGUACACCAUUGGGUUCCUUCGCUUCUGCAAGCAGGCAACCCUGCAGUUCUGCUUUGUAAAGCCAGUCAUGGCCUUCAUAACCAUAAUUCUACAGUACUUUGGGAAGUACCAGGAUGGUGACUGGAGUCCUGAAGGCGGAUACCUGUACAUCACCAUCAUCUACAAUAUCUCAGUGUCGCUUGCCCUGUACAGCCACUUGCUCUUCUAUUUUGCCACGAGAGACCUCCUGCAGCCGUUUGAGCCAGUGCUCAAAUUCUUCACCAUCAAGUCCGUCAUCUUUGUCUCAUUUUGGCAAGGUGUAUUAUUAGCUAUCCUUGAAAAGGCUGAAGUUAUCAAAGGAAACCCCAACCUGAACACGGGCACAGUCUCUGCUGGAUACCAGAACUUCAUUAUCUGCAUAGAAAUGUUUUUCGCCUCCGUUGCCCUGCGCUACGCCUUCCCUUACCAAAUCUACGGAGAUUUCACCGUUACUGGCACAGGUCGCACAGUCACCAUGCAGAGCAUUUCGUCAUCUCUCAAGGAGACCAUGAAUCCCAAGGACAUUAUGACGGAUGCCAUCCACAACUUCCACCCACAGUACCAGCAGUACACCCAGUAUAGUGCAGGCGACACCGGCCGUCCAACACAGGUGCUCACGCACAGCUAUGACAUGGAGGAGCUCCGUCCAGACCUUUUGCCUGUCUCCUCUUCCACCACCACCACCACCACUCUAGCCUCUGACACUCUCCCCACCAUCACCACCACCACCAAUGCCCCCAGUCAAGUUGGUGGAGGUGGUGGAGGCACGGUAGUCAACUCAGGCCAUGGUGUCAUCUCCACCGCAGUCCGAGCACAACAGACCCAGGACCUUGUGAGACUGCCCCCUCCGCCCUCCAAAGGAGGCACCACCAGAGGGUCGGGACACACUGCGGUCAGCACCUAUGAUGCUGACGAAGUCCCACAGUCAAAUGGAAGCAACGGAAUGGGGGGAAUGGGAGGAGGUGGCCUGGGCAGUGGGAAUGGGGGAGGCCUUGGGGGAAGAGCCCAGAAUGGCGGCCGAAAUGGCAACGGAAGAGCAGCAUAUAACGAGAAGACAAUGCUCUUAAGCUCAGACGACGAGUUCCAGUGAGGCCAGGGACACUACAAAGGAUGUGAGUAGUAAGAGGUUGAGAAGAAACCUUCACUUCCGCUGCUGCCUUUGGGCCAAAGCCUUCGCCUGAGGAGCUCCCAGGGACGGGAUUCGUGGACGUUGGGAACUGCCACAAUUCUCGGCUUACUUUUGUCUUGUCUUGGCUCUACGUUUAUGCUGCUGCUGUCAUCUUUCUCCAUUUUUCUUUCAAUUCUGUACAACCUCAUGUGUUUCCUGGUUCUUUGUAUCUAUCUAUCUCUCGCACUUUCUCUCUGCAUAGAAAUUUAUUUUAAUUAUGGCUUUGUCCAUUGUGAAACUAAAUUGGAGCACCUGUGGUAUUUUUUUUUUUUUUUUUUUUUUUCUGCUCAGACAUCAAGAAUAAACUGAUUAUUUUAUUGGUGCUCCUCAUUUUUUUAUAUCUUAAAGGGUCAUAGCACAUAAAAUAAAAGAGUUCCUGUAUAUAUGGACAUUGGAAGCAAAAGUUCCUGGGGUUAUUUCAAGCCUGUUUUAAACCUUAAUUUGAUAUUUGCAGUACUUUCUGUGUACAUGUUUUUUUUGUUUUUGUUUUUUUUUUUGUUAAGUUAUUCUGAGUUUUUAGUUUUCUCCUUUAUAUAUAUAUCUUUCUAAGUUUGUAAGACUACUAGCAGGUGCUAAACAGGUUUGAGAUGAGAUGUGGAAGGGAAGCAGUUCAUUUAUCCCCCCUUCUAGGGUUCAGAAGGGUAAAUGGAUGUUACGGAUAAUUUCCUAGUUUUACCAUCCAUUGUUUACAAAUAUUAUUUAAACAUGUUUCGUAAAGGAAGUUGUGAUACAGAAAAUCUUAAAAAAAAAAAAAAAAAGUUUUAUUUAAUUUCUUAAUUGCUUUGAUUUUCCCCCCCCCCCCCAUAUCAAUAAGAAAGUGUUAUUCACAGUCAUUCACUUGAUACCCCCCCCCCCUUGUCAGAAAGAAAAAAGUUUUAUUAUUUUCAUUCCUUUGAUUUCCUUCCCCAUAUCAGAAUGCGACAUUCUACUUAUACAUAUAUCUGUAUACACCCAGGUAUGAUUGUUAUAUGUAUAAUCUUUUGUGAUAACAGAUUUACAACUGCUUGUCAUAUAUCAAGACAUGUUCAAAAUGUAUAAUGUAUUUGUAUGACGGGACUCUCUGUACAACAUUAUGAUCUUAGAGAAACAAGAGAUAAGAAAUUUACCUUGAGAUAAUACUCGGGUAUAUAUUGAUAAAAUGAAGGAAGGUCAUCUUAACUACUUAUUCAUUUGCGUGUGUGUUGGCGUGUAUGUUGCAUCAGCUUUCCUUUCUUUAAGAGUUUUGAUGUUCAGUUCUCAGAUCAUCCAGUAGUGCAAAAAUGAAUCUUAUUGUUCAUCUUAUUGUUUGCAUUAUGGUACAUGUAUCUGCUCUGAUGGGUGUUGCUUGCCAAGAGGAGAAAAUUCACAUUGUGUCCAAAAUACUCUACCACUGAGUUUGCUAGUUAGCUAAUAAGUGGCAAGAGGAUAUAAAUACAGGAAAUUGUAUUGUUAAUGCACAGAAGAUUCACAUUCCUUGUCUGGCAGUGUCUUAUCACGUUUUUUUGAAUUUGAUAUUUCUCUAAUCCUUGAACGUGAAUGUCCUUGUUGACUGGUUUAAACAUGAGUCAGUAAUGUAGAUAUUGCAGAACAUUACCAAAACAGGAGAGGAAAAUGCAAGGAAAUUACUGCAGGUCAGAGCACAGUGAUAGACCUUUAUUGCCAUGGAACACAUAUAACAGUAAAGUAGUUAAGAUGGUCUUGCUUUUUGUAAAUGUUGACGGACAUUGCUUAAAAAAUUUAAAAAUUAAAUAAAAAAUGAGUAAAAAAAAACUUUUUGGCUUCAAAAUUUAGCAAUUAUAAGAGAUGAAAGGAUAUGGUGGUGCAGUCGUUAUGAUGAAUAGCAAUUGUCGUUGGAUUUUAUGUCUCAUGGAUUGCCGUUCAUUUAGGUGAACCAAGUGCUAUCCUUGCUGGAUUUUAAGAUUUUCUGGAGGAAGAUGUAGAUGAAUAUUUGACACUUCAAUUGUUGCCUAUCUACAUGAUCCAAUAUCAGUUUCUGCAGAAUAUGCAACAGUGUAUGAUAUUGCAUAUGCAUAAAGUUUUGUUUUUUUUCUGCAAGGAAAGAUAUUUUAUAGUUUUGUUGGUAAUGAUUUUCUAAUUUAUAUACUUUUGUAGUUGUCUUGUCAGGAAUCUAAAUCAGUUCCUUAAAGAUUCAGGGUGCGUUUGAUAACAUUAAUUGCUUCUCUUUUUUUAUUAUGGAAAUUUACACAUAUAUAUAUAUACAUGCACUCACAUAAACAUUUGUGAUUAUUCAAAUUAAUUUUAAUUAGUGUUACACAUACUACAAAACACAUACACUACAAAAUACACAUGCACCUACAUACACACACAAGCGCACACACACACACACACAAGCGCACA
Messenger RNA from Penaeus chinensis, 3900 nucleotides. RefSeq names its product transmembrane protein 184B-like (gene Tmep). Gene Ontology annotation, molecular function: transporter activity. The record is from RefSeq and is a predicted model, not a curated record. The transcript is spliced from 9 exons. The coding region runs from base 16 to 1485 and encodes 489 amino acids. NCBI's taxonomy places the organism in Eukaryota, Metazoa, Arthropoda, Malacostraca, Decapoda, Penaeidae. Gene Ontology annotation, biological process: transport.